Thamnophis elegans (Western terrestrial garter snake) is the source of this 2610-nucleotide messenger RNA. Its product is annotated as vomeronasal type-2 receptor 26-like. Gene Ontology annotation, biological process: G protein-coupled receptor signaling pathway. The transcript has 6 exons. Bases 1 to 2610 code for a protein of 869 amino acids. Gene Ontology annotation, cellular component: membrane. Gene Ontology annotation, molecular function: G protein-coupled receptor activity. Lineage: Eukaryota; Metazoa; Chordata; Lepidosauria; Squamata; Natricidae. The record is from RefSeq and is a predicted model, not a curated record.
AUGUUGGUAUUGGUAGAGUUGCUGUUAAUAGUAUUGCCUGAAGUGAUGUGCAAGAAUCCUAGCCUUCAAUGUGACUUUCAGGAGCCUCUUCCUAUUCGGCACACCUAUCAUCAGCUUGGCGACAUUAAUAUUGCUGGCAUUAUUUCUGUCUUCUUUGCAUCUUCCAAUCCCAUUGAUUUCAUUCAAGAUCCUUCUCAGGAAUUUCAGGAUGGACUUGUGGUAUUUUUUCAGAAUUACCAGCAUAUCCUGGCCUUAGCAUUUACUAUGAAACAGAUAAAUGAAAAUCUCCAGAUCCUAACUAACAUCACGCUGGGCUUCCACAUUUUUAACAGCAAUUUUAGUCCCACCUGGACUUACUUUGCUUCAAUGGUUCUACCCUUCACUCAGGGAAAAUUCAUCCCUAACUACAAGUGUGGGAUCACAAAUACUUUGGCUGCAGUCAUUGGGGCACCUGACAUCUCCCUUCACAUGGCAACUGUGCUGUGUAUCUACAAAGUUCCUCAGUUGAUAUAUGGCUCUGCUCCAGCCAUGAAUAAAGAGACUCAAACAGUUUUCUUCCAACAAAUGUUUCCAAAUGAAUCCCACCAACGCAAGGGCCUCCUGCAGUUAUUGCUGUAUUUUAGAUGGAUCUGGAUUGGAAUUCUUCUGGUAAAGGAUGAAAAAGGAGAGAAAUUCCUCCAGGAGAUGCUCCCCACAUUUGCAGAGCGUGGCAUCUGCAUUGAAUUCACAGCAGAGUUACCAAAUGUAGCUUUUUAUAGUGAUUUUACUGAUAUGUUAGAUGAAGGAUUACAUAUAUUCCAUGUUCUCAUGAACAGCACAGCCAAUGUGAUAAUCUUGUAUGGUGAAACUCAGUCCUUAGCAGUUCUGAGAACUUUCCUCCAGUUUUCAGAAGUGGAGGAUUUGCCAAAGAAGAAAAAGAUCUGGUUUAUAACUGCUCAGACAGAUUACACAUCAGUUGCCGUUCAUAAAUCUUGGGAUAUCCAUUUUCUACAUGGUGCUUUAUCCUUUGCAGUUCACACAAAGGGGAUCCCAGAAUUCCAUGAAUUUCUUCAGAACUUGAAUCCAAACAACAACCAGCAUGAUCAUUUUCGAAAAGUUUUUUGGGAACAGGCAUUUGAUUGCUUCUUUUCAAACUUGGAAACUGAGACCUCUGAGAAAAAGUGUACUGGACAGGAGAGGCUUGAAACUCUUCCCACAUCUGUGUUUGAAACACUAAUGAGCGGCCAGAGUUACAAUAUUUACAAUGCAGUCUAUGCUGUGGCACAUGCUUUGCAAUCUCUCUGUCUAUACAAAUCCAGAGGAACAACAAUAAUGAAAGAAAGAAGGAAAUAUUUUCACAAUCAAGUGUGGUGGCAGGUUCAUUCUUUUCUGAGAAGUGUCAGAUUCAACAACAGCGUUGGUGAAAAGAUCUCCUUUGAUAAAAAUGGAGAGUUCAUUGGUGGAUUUGAUAUUAUCAACUGGAUCACAUUCCCAAACCAGUCCUUUGCAAGGGUAAAAGUUGGAGUGAUAGAUCCCACAGUUCCAGAAGAGAAGUUCUUCAAUAUUUCUGUAGAUUCGAUCACAUGGCCAGUAGGCUUUAAUCAGGAAUUACCUUCAUCUUUGUGUAAUGAUCCUUGUGAGACGGGAUACAGCAAGGCCAAGAAAGAAGGGAAGUUGUUUUGUUGCUAUGAUUGCCAUCGGUGUGCAGAGGGGAAAAUAUCAAAGGAGAAGGACAUAGAUGACUGUUCUCCAUGUCCAGAAGGUCAUUAUCCAAAUCCUGGCAAAAAUAUGUGCAUUCCAAAGCGGAUCACCUUUUUGUCCUAUGGAGAACCUUUAGGGAUCAGUCUGACUGUUCUUUCUCUUUACUUUUCUUUAAUGACAACUUUGGUAAUCACAAUCUUCAUGAAACACAAAGACACUCCCAUCGUCAAAGCCAACAACCGGAAUCUCACUUAUACACUCCUAGUUUGUCUUCUCCUCUCUUUCCUUUGUGUCUUUCUAUUUGUUGGGAGGCCCAAUACGAUUGUGUGUCUCUUUCGACAACCAGCUUUUGGCCUCAUCUUUUCUGUGGCAGUUUCUUGUGUAUUGGCCAAAACCUUUGUUGUAGUUCUAGCUUUUAUGGCCACCAAACCUGGUUCCAAAUUGAGGAAAUGGGUGGGUGGAAGAAUGGUCAGCUACAUUAUUCUUUCCUGCUCCUUUGUUCAAAUAUGUGUUUGUGCUGUGUGGCUGAUAAGAUUCCCACCAUAUCCAGAUUUUGAUACGCAGUCAAUGUCUGAAGAAGUCAUCUUGGAGUGCAAUGAAGACUCUGUCAUGUUCUACUGUGUUUUGGGCUUUAUGGGUUUCCUUGCUCUGGUUAGCUUCUCUGCUGCUUUUCUAGCUAGGAAUUUACCUGACAGUUUCAACGAAGCCAAAUUCAUCACCUUUAGCAUGUUGGUCUUCUGCAGUGUUUGGCUGUGCUUUAUUCCAACCUACCUAAGCAGUAGGGGAAAAUAUACAUUGGCUGUGGAGAUCUUCUCCAUGAUCUCCUCCAGUGCAGGAUUAUUGGUCUGUAUAUUUCUGCCCAAGUGUUUUAUUAUCGUGAUGAGACCUGAACUGAAUGAUAAACACCAGCUCAUGAAGAGAAAGUUUUAA